CAAACUAAAUUUUCACACUAUAUAUAGUAUAAACCUAGUACACUUGUGUCAAGCAUAUACUGAGACAUAACAUAACCCUCUUUUGUGAGCAAAACAGCUAACAAUGGCCUUUGCUUUGCACAACUAUGCUCUUGCUACUUUGCUUUUAAUUUUGGCCAUACUCCCAUUUGAGGGCACUUGUGCCUCCCAUCACCACCACCACCACAACCGCAACCGUCUCCGUCACCGCCACAAAUCCCUUCACUUCACACUGUUCCAACAUGAAACCAUAAACAAAACGGGAUAUGCCAUAGUGAGUGGUAUAGAAGGAGGGGGAGGAAUCAGUGAAAGCACAAGCCCUUUUGGAACCCUUUUUGUGUUUCAGGAUCCUUUGACUGCCAAAGCAAACAGAUCCUCAAAACAACUUGGGACCGCAGAAGGAACCUCCAUCACCUCUGGACUUGACGGGCUUAGCAGCAUUUCGGUCGCAAAGCUAACUCUGCGUCUGAAGGAUCACAAGGGCUCUAUUUCCAUUGUUGGAGGCACUAAUAACAUGAAGCGUUCGGAUCAUCCAGUUGUUGGAGGGACUGAAGAUUUCUUGUUUGUGCAUGGCUACAUUACCUCUUUCCCUAUAGAUCUAAAGGGUCCUUCAGUUGUCUACAAGAUUGGAUUUCAUCUUUACUGGCCUCCAUAUCCACCCCAAGCCUCUUAAAGAAAAACAAACACCGUACCCUAAUUGCAAUGGAUCAUCUUUUUUUUUUUUCUUUCUUAAUUUUUUUUAACUGGUGCUGAAUGAUGUCUUGUGAUUUACGUAACCAGCCUUAUUAAUGAGUUAAGGUUUGUUGUUGUAUUUUUUUCUUUCUUUUUUCGGUGUGACUUUCUUGCACGUCAUAACAUGCAUGUAAUGUGUUCCUUUGUGUGCUGUAGAUUCACGUGGGAAAGGAUUGAUUUGCAUUGCUUGUCUGUUCCUUCCUUUAUUUUGUAGUAUUAAUAUAUUAGAACUCUAUAUGUUCUUAGUUGGAUAAUCAUGUAUUACAAGGCUGUGCCUUGGUGCAGUUUCUGAAACAACGAGUUAAUAUCAAUAUCCAUACUUUAUGGUUCAUGUUUUAA
This is a messenger RNA of Glycine soja, 1089 nucleotides long. RefSeq names its product disease resistance response protein 206-like. The record is from RefSeq and is a predicted model, not a curated record. The transcript has a single exon. Lineage: Eukaryota; Viridiplantae; Streptophyta; Magnoliopsida; Fabales; Fabaceae. The coding region runs from base 104 to 691 and encodes 195 amino acids.